Molecule: messenger RNA, 3207 nt
Organism: Symbiodinium sp. CCMP2592
Lineage: Eukaryota; Dinophyceae; Suessiales; Symbiodiniaceae
Source: the annotation of a GenBank genome assembly
AUGGCCCGCAAGAACUCCACCGCGCACUGGCUACGCAUCCUGGAGAUCAUCAACGAAGCGAACAGAGGAGGCGGAGAGCAAGAUGAGAAGAAACUUUCCCGCGAGAUCGACGAGGACAGCAGCGAAGGGGAAGAAGAAGACGAAGAGCAAAAAAAAGAGCGCGGAAACGACGGCAUCUUCCGCUGCCCACCAGAAUCAGAGUCCCCCCGGCAAGAGAUCUGCGAGGGGCCCCUCGCAAGACCACCGGUGCCUGAAGACGAAGACAUGGCCCGCCUGAUACAAGAGGAAAGAGCGCAGCUGCAAGGCUUCCUGUGCAGGGAGAAUUGCCCACCAAAGGCCCUCAUGCGAGAGUGGCUCCUCAAAGCGGCAAUCGAGCCAGACACAGAGACCCAGCGACGAUUCGGGCAGGUGAUGAGACAGAUGAACUGGACGUACGCAAAUCUGGGCUGGUUUCACUACCGGUCCAUCCUCAACCUUUGGCGGUCCGGCACAGCGGCGCCUGAGGACGCCUACGACGCACAGCGCGAAGCCGGCAUAAAGCUCUACGGACGAGGCGGAAGACAAUGCAUGCAGUUCAACUACUACGUUCUCCACUACACGAUGUGCGGAGAGGACUUCACCCGAAGACCUCCCCUGGCAGCCUGGGGUUUUACCAGCGAAAUCCAGCUCGUGUGGGACGGCAUCGGAGGCGAGGAAAAAAGGCAGCUGUGUGCCGAGCACUCGCAGUGCAUAGCCACGCAACCACGACGCCGAGAACCGCAACCGCAGCACCGUUGGCACGAGCAGCAGAAAGAAGGCGCAACCCGCAGGGCAGCAGCGCCCGCCCGGUCAUGGAAGAGGCACAACCAGUGCCCGGGCUAUAAGCGAUCGCAAGCCCCAAAGUCCGAAGACCCGACUGCAUCCAAGGACAAGCCACACAAGGCGGCAAAGCUAACGGCGAACGGCUGCCCUGCAACAGCCGAGGAAGUCGGCCACCGGGCAGCACGAUUCAGCCGCGAACAGCAUCCACCGCGGACACCGGACGCCCGUCCACGAGACCGGGCUCUACGCAUCGUGCUACACUGGCACCUCGAACCAGGACUGCAUCAGCGACUCCAAGCAGAGCUCUGGCACCAGGCUUGCCAAACGUGGUGGCGAAGCUGGAAGGCCGACGGCUGUCCCGCGAGCUACACGCAAGAGGCCAAAGCGGGCAUGAUCCAGAUCGCGGCCCACCACGCACAACAUCCGGCCCGCAUGAUCUCGACAAGCAACACCUUCGCCAGUCCUUCCAUCCGGCUGGAACUUCGGAAAGCGCAGAUCGCCCUGCUGGAGGCUUCCGAAAGCGACAUGCGCAACACAAUCGGGAAAAGCCGAAAUGAAGUUUGGUUCACCGCGCAUGGAUGCGACCAGGGCAGAAGCAGCGACGAGAACCGCCACGGCGGGCACAACAUGUCCCGGAAGCCUGCCACCCGCACCGAAGGAGCAAGCGCCGGAUUGCCGUCCCACGCAGCCGACGACCGCCGCCGGAACCCCAGAGACAGCAAGCUUCGGUCGUGGCAAGCUACGAGCACCACUGCCGCGACCGAGGACACACAGGCAGAAGCCCCGCAACAAGACGACGAGCUGACCGCGACGGCGAAGGCCACGCUGCAAGCGCCUCCGUCCACAAAAGAAGAAGCCGCAGGGGAAGCCCCGGAAGCCCCGGAAAACCCCGGAAGCCGCGAAAGCAGCGGGUGCCGCGUCCCCGACACCCAGGUGACGCUGCAACAGGACGUUAUGGAUGACGAAGAAAAGAAGACGACUCCAGAGAAGACACCGACGCUCGGAGACCGGAUCAUGGUGACGCAAGAAGCCUGGUUGGCGCUCCUGCUGAAUGGAUGGAAGACCAUGGAAGUCCGCAGCAGUCCGGCGCCGCCAGGACCCAUCUGGCUGGGCUACGCCGGCCGCUUAUACGGCUCCGCAACAAUUAGCGAGUGCCGGAAGCUGGCACCGGAGGAUUUCGAAAGCACCAGGGAUCAGCACCGGCACGUGGGCCGAAUCAACCAGGACGACACGCUGUACGGCUUGCUGCUGACGGACGUCGUCCCGCUAGCACAGCCAAGAGACUUCUACCGCCCCCCAACUUCAAAAUCCUGGGAGGUCUUCCGCAACGGGAGUGAGCUCGCCAGGCAAAGCGGCCCGAACCCCGCGGCCCGAGCUACGACGCCGAGCCUGAGCACGGACAAAAAGCCCGGUGCAGAUGGCGAGAGGCACGGCCCCGAGUCCAGCCAGCACGGCAUGACUCGCAAGGAACACGGCAGCCGCGCCAUGCCCCGACGGACGCCGUGGGCAGACAUGGAGGAUAGCAGCAACACGGAGACUGCCCGCGCCCCAGCUCCAUCGGCCGCACACGCAGCCUCGGCAAGCGAGCUUCGCUCAUCAGGCAGAGAAAACGUCCGCAGCAUCGGCACGGACCAGCGAGGACCCGCGGACGGAACCGCACGUCAGAGACGCAGGACAUUGCGAACAGAGGGCAGAAGAGAAACGAGCCGCCAGGAGCAACAGGCCGAGAACGACGUGAAAGCCUCGCAGCCCCAGAAGUGGAUGGCGGAGCAGAAGACACGCUGCAGCCGCAAGAAAGAGAGCCAGCAGCGGCAAGGCUCUCAGGAACGCCACCAGGACCUUUUCCGACGCCACGCAACACCAGACGAUCCCACUCCAACACUUCGCGGCCGGCGCCGACGCGGCACGGAGCCCCUGCCUCAGGACCCUGCAUAUAGCAUCGGCCUCAGAAGCCCAGCGCCAAGCCCCAGAAACACCGCGCCUGCUGCGACCGAAGGCGAGCCGCAGCAACCUGACGGGCAAGCCUACUACUACAGCCUACACGAAGAAGUCCAGCAAUUCGUCCAGGCAGUCAUGUACCACGAGCUGGAGCAAGAACAGCUCAAGUGGUGGCAGGACACCCUCAAAGAACGAUGCCGCUACCACCGCUUCCCGUGUCGAACCUGGUUCGAGCUCGUCUACAAGUGGCAGCCAGUACUGGCGCCACCAGAACCAGCAAGCAGCGCCAGAGCAGAAGGGGAUCGGGCACAGCCGCUGGCAGCAGACGGCCCGCCCCAACCGCAAAGCUCGCAAGCCCGGCCAAGGCCGCAAUCCUACAGCAUCCCGUGCUACGUCCCCAUCAUGCUGAACUACGAGCACGACGGCUGUCCCGGGCAAAAACCCAGCAUAAGCCUGCACCGAGUCUAG